AAAAGGUUACUCUGAACAGAUGCCGUACGAGAGUGCACAAUGAGGCACUCGUCAACGCUUUGUAGCUGAAGAUAACUUCACAUCCCUGUCCUCCGCGUUUGAUACCUGGCUUUCUAUCUCUUCUGAUUUCUAUCUCCACAACAACUCCCGGACUCAAUCUUAAGUCGCAAGUUUCGAUUCGUAAUGGCAUCUGGGUCGUCAGGUCUGGCCAGCAAUUCUGGCUCCAAGGGUUUUGAUUUCGCUUCCGAUGAUAUCCUUUGCGCCUACGAAGACUACACCAUUCCGGAGAACUCUACCAGGGGCCAAUCUGAUCUUGCAAUCGGUUCCAACUCCGGGAAGGAGCUCCAUAAAAACAGAAUGACAAGAUCAUCAAUGUUGCCUACUCUGGCUUACCACCCGCCUGAAGGUUCUUCAUUCAAUCAAGAUGUUAUUGGUGCUGUUGACAAGAGUAUGAAGAAGCACACAGACAAUCUCAUGCGCUUCCUUGAGGGAAUUAGUUCACGUCUAUCUGAUCUGGAGUUAUAUUGUUACAAUCUUGAUAAAUCCAUUGGGGAAAUUCAUUCUGGUUUGGUUCAUGAUCAUGAAGACUCAAACAACAAACUCAAAUCUCUUGAGAAGCAUCUCCAGGAGGUCCACAGGUCCAUCCAGAUCCUGAGAGAUAAGCAAGAACUUGCUGAAGCUCAGGAGGAGCUAGCCAAGCUUCAGCUUGCACGUAAAGGACCAGCUUCAGCUAGCAACAACAUUUCUCAGCAAGAUGGAGAGAGAACGCCUCAUCGUCCCUCUUCUUCUGAUACCACCAAUAUGCACAGUCAUAAUAACCCCCCGGAACUCCAGGGGCAGCAAUUUUCACUGUCAUCUCCACACCCAAACCAAACAGUAGUAACACAGACUGUCCCGUCUCUUCCAUCCCAAGUUAGCAUUGCACAGCCACAGGGUUACUAUCUGCCACCACCAGCUCCUCCUAGUCAAUUCCUCCCUCAAGGUGGUCAACAGACUCAACACAUGCCCCCUUCUAACUCUCAGUUCCUGAAAUUUGCUAACCUGCCACCGCAUCCUUCUUCACAAGCUCAACCAGUUCAGGCCUCCCACUCUCAAUCAGAACCUUCAUAUCAGCAGCAGUGGUUGCCACCUCAGCAACAAAUCCAACAACCGUCUGAUGUUUAUCUCUCAUACCCGCCCAACCAACCAAAUCCCGCUCCUGAGAUGCGUCCAAAUAAUAUGUCCUCUGGAAUUUCCCAAGCAGCCCCUAAUCGUUCCGAUGGAAUGCCAUAUGGCAAUAGGCCAGCUCAGCAGCUGCAGGCUCCAGCUAACCAUCAUCUCAAGCCUGCAUUUGGAACUCCUGGGGAUGGGUAUGGAAAUUCUUAUGUAAUGUAUGAUGGUAGUGAAGGAGAAAGGGGUCAUCAUCCUCCAACAUUCCCACAAGGCAGUUAUCCUCCUCAUCUGGCACUGCCUGCUGUAAACACUAAUGUGAUGGCUCAUCACCCCUCACAAAUGACGCGUAACCGUCCUCAUAACGAGUUGAUUGAGAAAGUGGUGAGCAUGGGUUACAGGGGUGAUCAUGUCAUUAAUGUGAUCCAGAGGCUAGAGGAGAGCGGCCAGGCUGUCGAUUUUAAUGCUGUGCUUGACAGACUGAAUGGGCAUUCUUCUGGAGGUGGCUUUCAUAAAGGAUGGUGAGUAAACCUGUAUCUUACCGCUGCGAUGUGGAUUAAUUAUUAUGCCUUUCACUGAACUGAAUUCAGUACGGAUGUGAUUAAAACUUGGUACAUAUUGCAUAAUGAUGUUCAAGAGAUGCACGGUAUUAUUUGUCUGUCAUCUCCUACCCCAGCUUUCACCCUUUAGUUGCAAUCAUCUUAUUUUAAAAAAUGCUGUAUUCUUUUACUGCGAUGCAGACCCUGAUUGUUAUAUAUUUCCAUUUGAGACGGUGUUUGAUACAUCAUAAUAACCUCUAUAAGCAUCAGUGAUAAAUUUGAUCAAUACCUUAAGCAUCA
Molecule: messenger RNA, 1988 nt
Organism: Cuscuta epithymum
Lineage: Eukaryota; Viridiplantae; Streptophyta; Magnoliopsida; Solanales; Convolvulaceae
Source: the annotation of a GenBank genome assembly